Messenger RNA from Brugia pahangi, 378 nucleotides. The record is from the annotation of a GenBank genome assembly. Lineage: Eukaryota; Metazoa; Nematoda; Chromadorea; Rhabditida; Onchocercidae.
AUGAAACGAAAAUUACGACAAAAGAAGAGGAAGAGACGUUUUUCAAGAAAACAACAAAAUAAUCAUACUUCUUCGCCUACUCUAUCAUUAUCACGAUCACGAUCACAAUCAUCAUCAUAUGUACGAUUAUCAAAAUCAUAUUCAUCAAAAAUUUUUGCUGCCUUACGAUCACUUGAUCGUGCAAGUGUUAUGCAAGCUCAACAAUUAAUGACUCAUUUUAUCAAUGGAAUAUUUCAACGAUCAGCUAAUGAUGCAAUAAAUAUAAGUUAUAAUCAACAAUAUCCUUCAUCUCCUCUAUAUUAUUUAUUUAACAUACGAUUAACUCAUAAUCAAACAAUUGGUCGAGUUAUAGCUACUAAUCAACCACCAUAUUAUUAA